AUGAGCCGCGCUGCGUUUGCGGCCCACGGCGUGCUCCGGAGCCCCGGGGCUUUUCCUCCCCGACUUUGCGCCGCGCUGCGGAAGGAGGCGCUGGCUCUCUUGGAGAAGGUCCAGGGAGUGAGCCCUUUCGCGCUGUCGCACCAACUUCGGCGUUGGCUCACUGAUCCCAUCCGCGCCCCCGCGGCCCGCCACAUCCUUCGAGCUCCGUUGACACCACCGGUGUCUGAGGCCCUGCAACACCUGGUCCCUGUGGCGCAGCAGCUGGGCCUGCGUGAGGAUGCAAGGCUCGUGGAGCUAAACUACACAGUGAGCCUCCCCGGCGCGCCCUCACAGGAGAUGCACAGCGACAUCUCACCCAUGAAUGAGACGCAGCGUGUCGUCACCUUUUGGGCAGCAGUCCAAGCUGUUCACGCAAGCAUGGGCCCCACGGAGAUAUGGCCGGGCUCACACCAAGUGGCGCGGACCUUCAUAGGCAGCCUUCCACCAGCGCUGCAGCGGCAGCGGAAGGUCCCGGAGUACAUGUACGUGGACGGCGAGUAUCAGGCCGUGUCGCCGUCUGGCGAGCCCAUCACUGAGGAGCAGCUCGAAGAAGAAAGGCAGGCCUCGGCCGAGGCGGCCGCCGAGCUCAAACGCCGAGUCCGUGCGGGGCAUCUCGAGGCCAUGACGUCGGCUUGUGGCGAUGUGGUUGCCAUGGACUGCCGGGUAUUCCACCGCGGCAGCGCCAACUCCUCCUCGGAAGCACGGGUGCUCUUCAAUGCUUCCUUUCAGGAGGCGCCGCGCUGUGUAGGGUUUAGGGUUUAG
Messenger RNA from Symbiodinium natans, 801 nucleotides. NCBI's taxonomy places the organism in Eukaryota, Dinophyceae, Suessiales, Symbiodiniaceae. The record is from the annotation of a GenBank genome assembly.